AUCUAUUCAAUUUACCAAUAAAGGGUGUCAGGAUAGGGUAGAUAAAUGGAUUAAGUGCAUUGCAUUGGUCUAUUUGGUUCAUUGACAUUUGAAAGCAAUAAUUCUGAACACAAGGCAUGUGUGCGCGCCUUUAGUGAAGUUUGAGGUUUCGGUGUUGUAUUGUCCAGUAUUGUCAGUAUUUGUCAGCAUUCCGGUAUUCCUUUGUCAGUAUUUGCAAGUAAUCUUGAGUGUAUUUGCACUGUGCGUAGUUUAUAGAAACAGCAGUGCUUGGCAUUCGACAUUUUUUGUUAGUGAUUAUUGCUUUCCAUUUCGAGCUUCAUUAGAAGCUAACACCGGUCAUGUUCAGCCAUCGGCUUUUAGUGAGUAAAAGUAGCCAAGGGGCUACAGAAAUAGCAUGCAGUUAUCUAUUGAGUGCUACAUGCUCAAAAAAUGCAAUUAGAAGCUAUGGAGCAAAUCAGACAUGCAUCUUAUCAGAAACCAAGCACCUAGGCCCUGGUUCGGAAUGCCCACCCCGCCGGCCGGGCGUGCUCCGACUCUACUCAAUGAAGAUGUGCCCAUUCGCACAGAGGACGCGACUGGUGCUCUCCGCUAAAAACAUUCCACACGAGGUGGUCAAUGUGAACCUGAAGACGAAGCCCGCCUGGUACCUGUCGCUCUACGAGCCGGGCCUGGUGCCGGCGCUGGAGCAGGACGGCCUCUUCGUGCCCGAGAGCCUGGUGACCUCGGAGCUGCUCGAGGAGCUGCACCCGACGCCGGCGCUGCUGCCGGCAGAGCCCUGGCGCCGCGCCGCCGACCGCUUCUUCAUUCACUCGUUUGGCACGGUGAUCGGUACAUUGUACCAGAUGUACUUCCAUUUAGAUGAGCCGAAGAAAAUCGAAGAAUUGCAUGAAAAGUUUCAGCGCAAUAUACAGCCGCUGGCGGCCGAGCUGGCGCGGCGCGGCACGCCGUUCUUCUUCGGCGACCGUCCGGGCAUGCUGGACCUGAUGGUCUGGCCGUGGAUGGAGCGGCUGGCGGCGUUCACCGAGGUUUGCCGCAGCCGGCCGCUGCUGCCGGCCGACGGCGACCGCGCCGUCCGGGCUCUGCGUGACUGGGCCUCACUGAUGGAGCGCGAUGAGCACGUGAGCCGGUGUGUCACUCCGCUGGAGGACCACGUCAACUACCUGGUCACCCACAAGGUGGGCAUCGUGGCCGCGCAGAAGCGGAACGCGCUCAAGAGCUCUGUGGAGAGUGACGACUAACCGACUGGGGCCGCUCUGUGACGGCGUGGGGUGGGAUGACUGGUCUGUUAGCGCGUGACGCGUUCGGAACGACGGUGCUCAAUAACACGUGCAAUGCUCUUAGUUGUGUCCUAGUAAGCCGCACAGCUGUAAGUGGGAAUCAUUAUAUCCGAGUAGGUAUAUUAUGAGUUGAGAAUGUAGGAAAUGUAGGGGGUUGAUACCUGAUAUGUUUGUAACCUGCUGGACGCUGGUACGUGUGAUGGAAUGAUCUGGUCGAUUGUAUUCUCUUUUCAUGGUUGGUGGUACGUUAUCGCCGUGGGAGCCGCCGUCUGUGAUAUUCGACGUUUGUCGUAUGAUGUUAUGACGGUAAAUAAGCUCCAGCUAGUUAAUUCUGGUAUGGUUAUAUGAAGUCGUACCUGGUUAUGUGGUAUCACCCGGGCUCAAUACUGGAUCAUGCACCUGACCCUGAAAGGGGCACCAGCCAUUCAGCCUUUAUCGAAGACCCGGUUAGGCUGGGCGGUUGGGGGUUUAGCUGCACUGAGACGUUACAUGGGAUUUGGACCAGAAAAUACGAUGGAUGAAAUAAGAGCGUUAGUUGACGGUUUCUUAUGCCUACACCGUGCAUAGUGCAUAUAUAAUAUUGUAAUAACGCCAGAGGAAAAUACAGGCUGUGACGCUCCCCAGCGUUGA
Messenger RNA from Amphibalanus amphitrite, 1907 nucleotides. RefSeq names its product glutathione S-transferase omega-1-like. The record is from RefSeq and is a predicted model, not a curated record. Gene Ontology annotation, biological process: glutathione metabolic process. The transcript is spliced from 7 exons. Gene Ontology annotation, molecular function: glutathione transferase activity; glutathione dehydrogenase (ascorbate) activity. Gene Ontology annotation, cellular component: cytoplasm. The coding region runs from base 339 to 1238 and encodes 299 amino acids. Lineage: Eukaryota; Metazoa; Arthropoda; Thecostraca; Balanomorpha; Balanidae.